UUCAGCAGGUCCAGAUGUGAGAACAAGUUCUACCUCCAGGGGCCAUGUCUGGGGCCACCUCUGUAGCUGCCACUAACACAUCUCAGGUCCAGGCAGAACAGGAGCAGGACAGCAGGAGGUGGAUGAAAAGAUUUUUUAAUGGAGAGCAUGAUCGCUUCUAUGCAGUGAAGAAAUUUCUAAAUGUGCAAGAAGAUCACAUUGUUGUCAAGGUUUUGCUUGACUUCUUCCAGUCACAUGGCGGGUUCGACGCUCUCCGCCCUGGCAGCGGCACCGACCCCAGUGCCGUGGCCAGCUGUCGCCCAGUCAAAGACGAGACGCCGCCGCACGUCGCCGACCUGCCCCGACACAACGGUCCAGGCGAGCUCGCCGCUCCGUGCCCCGAUGACCGGACUGACCCGAGCGCCGUGGUCAGCUGCCACCUGGUCAAGGACGAGCUGUUGACGCCCGGAGCCGAGUUGCGCCGGCACAACGGUGCAGGGCCGCUCACCCCGGGCGUGGCAGCUGCGGAGAACGGCGGCGGUGCGCAGAGGAGCCUCCGCGGCUCCCGCAAGAGGCCGCCACGUCAGAACGGCGCCGGCACCACGCUGAGGAAGACCAGGGUGCACCCGUCAGUCGCCGUCGCCGGCCGCUCGCCGGUGCUUCUGCCGGCCGUCGACCCGCUGCUGAUGCCGUUCUUCGCCUGCGGCCUGUGCGGCGCCACCGACUUCGCCGACCUGGCGGCUCACUUCGCACACCUCUGGGCGCAGCACACGGAACUGCGCAUGCUGGGCAGCGCGCAGCGGCGCCGCGUGCCGCUCAAGCUGCGGCCGCACAUGUUCGUCACGUGCGCGCUGUGCGGCCUCAACAACAGGAGCACGGCCACAGCGGGGGUGUCAGACCGGCACCUGACGCGCGCUCACAUGCCGGCCCGCCACCGCUGCGGCCUGGAGGGCGAGGGCCGCGCCAACGCGCGCUACCACCGGCUCUGGCAUCGCGUCCGCCUGCCAUUCCAGUGCUACCUGUGCGCCGAGCGGUUCGCCACCGAGCCGGCGUGCGUGGCGCACGUGCGCGCCGAGCAUGAGGCCGCCUUUAACGUGCACCGCUGCGCACGCUGCCCGUACGCCACGUCGCUGGUCAGCCAGUUCAUCCAGCACGCGCGCACGCACGUGGGCCUGAACGCGUGCGUGUGCCACCAGUGCGGCGUCAUGUUCCAGACGGGACAGUCUCUACGCCGCCACCUGGAGACGCACAGUGGCACCGAAUUUCGCUGCCCGCACUGCGCCAAGGCGUUCCGGCACCCGCUGCCGCUGGAACGCCACGUCAAGAGCCAGCACAUCAGCCCCGACGACCACAAGUGCGCGGCGUGCGGCAAGCUCUUCUCGACGCGCUACCACCUGGAGCGGCACGCCAUGAUCCACUCGGGCCGGCGGCCGCACCAGUGCGAGCUGUGCGGCCGCGCCUUCGUCCAGAAGGGGGACCUGGCGCGCCACCUGACGGUGGGCAUCGGACACAACUGA
Pollicipes pollicipes is the source of this 1496-nucleotide messenger RNA. RefSeq names its product zinc finger protein 135. Bases 45 to 1496 code for a protein of 483 amino acids. Gene Ontology annotation, molecular function: DNA-binding transcription factor activity, RNA polymerase II-specific. Lineage: Eukaryota; Metazoa; Arthropoda; Thecostraca; Pollicipedomorpha; Pollicipedidae. Gene Ontology annotation, cellular component: nucleus. Gene Ontology annotation, biological process: regulation of transcription by RNA polymerase II. The transcript is spliced from 8 exons. The record is from RefSeq and is a predicted model, not a curated record.